This is a messenger RNA of Spirodela intermedia, 934 nucleotides long. Lineage: Eukaryota; Viridiplantae; Streptophyta; Magnoliopsida; Alismatales; Araceae. The record is from the annotation of a GenBank genome assembly.
AUGAAUCUCCGGUUCCUGAACAACCUCCCCUCCCCUCCGCUCUUCCCCCUCUUGCCCCUUCCCUGGCGCACCGAACCAGAGCCCAAACCCGUUCCCUCUCCCUCCCCUCUUCCGUCUCCCAAGGUCAGCGGGGGAGGACUUUCCUUCGACCUCAGGGACGCCAUCGUCAGAUCCUUCCAGUCGCUCGUGUCCUUCCGAUGGAACCCUUUCGCUCCCCAUCUUCCGAUCUCCCCUGGUAGAUCCGCCCGUAAAGAGAGAGUAGAGCCCACCGGCUGCGCCCUGCAGCUCUUCCGACCUUACGUCGCUAAGGUGCCAUGGCAUGGGGGAGCUAGGGCAUUCCUGUCGCAGUUGUUUCCCCGCUAUGGCCACUACUGCGGGCCCAAUUGGUCGAGCGGCAAGGACGGGGGGAUGCCCCUGUGGGAUCGCCGCCCCAUCGACUGGCUCGACUUCUGCUGCUACUGCCACGACAUUGGAUACGAUACUCACGACCAGGCGAAGCUUCUCCAAGCUGACCUCGCCUUCCUCGAGUGCCUCGAGCGCCCGCGGAUGUCCACCAAGGGCGAUGCCCAUGCUGCUCACCUCUAUAAAACCAUGUGCAUUGCUGGUAAGUGGAGGGAUGCCUCGAGUAUUCCCGUCUAAUUGUUCAUUGGGGAACCGAUUGGUUUUGUUGAUUCUGCUGGUUAUGAGCUUUCUCGUCGUCAUGGAGAUUCGGCUGGUUAUUUGUGGAAAUAAUGACCCGACCAAGGGAAAGUGAAAAAGGAAAUUCCCUGAUGGUCAUCCUCUUCUGUGAGUUUUUGCAGGCCUUAGGAACAUUCUCAUUCCCUACAGGAUGCAACUUGUGCGGAUGCAGACGGGCCCCUCGUUCUUGGAAGUGAUGAACAGCUUGAUUGUGAAGAGCAGGUCAUGUAGUCAAGAUUCCGGCAAAGGGCUGUGA